Molecule: messenger RNA, 723 nt
Organism: Saccoglossus kowalevskii
Lineage: Eukaryota; Metazoa; Hemichordata; Enteropneusta; Harrimaniidae
Product: sentrin-specific protease 8-like
Biological process (GO): proteolysis; protein deneddylation
Molecular function (GO): deNEDDylase activity; cysteine-type peptidase activity
Source: RefSeq, a predicted model, not a curated record
AUGGCGGAAACCGAUGAAAUUGUUUUGAGUUUCCAUGAUAGUCUGCUGAGAAAAUCUGACAUAAACCUACUAGAAGGUUCACGGUGGCUGAACGACACGGUUAUUGGAUUUGCAUUUGAGUAUUUUGAGCAGGAACAGUUCCGUGACUUUAACGAAGAGGUCUGUUUUAUUAGUCCUGAUGUAACACAGUUUAUAAAACUCAGUUCCGGUAAGUGUCCUUUUGAUAUUGGAAUAUUUUUGGAGCCAUUGAAUCUAGAAAGUAAGAAAUUGAUUUUCUUGGCUGUCAAUGAUAAUGAAUCACGCGAGUCUGCUGGGGGGUCUCAUUGGACUCUCUUGGUAUUUGACAGAGAAAAUGAAUCAUUCAGUCACUAUGACUCUGCAGGCAGUUACUACUCUCAGAGUGUGUCGGCGUUGAGCACUAAAUUAGCUACUUAUGUCAAAGCCAAGACAGAAGUGAAGUUUGUAACUGCAGACAGCCCACAACAGAAAAACAUUAGUAUUUCCAACUCAAGUGGCAACUGUGGUAUCUUUGGAGCUAUCGAUAGAUUGUUUGGUGCCUGUUAUGACUGUGGUUUAUUUGUCAUCUGUUCUACUGAACAUCUCUGUAAACAAUUACUCCAAGGUUGUAAAAUAUCACUCAAGGAUGCAGUAACUCAGGAGGCUGUAUCUAGGAAACGAGAUGCGCUUAAAACUCUUAUACUGUCGCUUAGUAACCCAGCAUAG